AUGAGCAGUUGGAAGAGUUUGCUUCUGCGAAUCGGAGAGAAUUGUCCCGAGUAUGGUGGAAUUACCGAUUUCAAAGAUCACAUUGAGACAUGCUCUGGUGUGGUUCGGCGAGAGUUAGAGCACUCGGAAACUGAUAUUUUGCAUUACAUUGUCCAGUGUGCUGAACAAUUUCCUCACAAGAUUCCUCUCUAUGGGACGGUGGUUGGUUUGUUAAAUUUGGAAAAUGAGGAUUUUGUUAGAAAAGUAGUGGAGAAUACUCAAACUACUUUGCAGGAUGCUCUAGUUGCUGGAAAUUGCAACAGGAUUCGUAUAAUGAUGCGGUUUCUCACUGUUAUGAUGUGCAGCAAAGUCCUCCAACCAAGUUCUUUAGUGGUUGUCUAUGAGACACUAUUAUCAUCCGCAGCAACAACGGUGGAUGAAGAAAGAGGAAAUCCCUCUUGGCAAGCAUGUGCUGACUUCUACAUAACUUGCAUUCUAUCCUGUCUCCCUUGGGGAGGAGCUGAACUUGUCGAGCAAGUUCCUGAGGAGAUUGAGAGAGUUAUGGUUGGCGUUGAAGCUUAUUUAAGAAUUAGAAGGCAUACUUCUGAUAUUGGUUUCGCUAUUUUUGAGGAUGUUGAUUACACUGAGAAAGCUCUUGAUGAAAAGGAUUUCUUAGAAGAUUUAUGGGGUCGGAUCCAAGAUCUGUCCAGCAAUGGAUGGAAACUUGAGAGUGUUCCCAGGCCACACCUUUCAUUUGAAGCACAGCUGGUGGCUGGAAAAGCUCAUGAUUUGGAGCCAAUUAAUUGCCCUGAGCAACCAGAUCCACCUGCAGUACUCUCUGCUAUCACCUGCGGCAAACAAAAGCAUGAGGCUGAGUUGAAAUAUCCUCAGAGGAUACGCAGGCUCAACAUAUUUCCUGCAAAUAAAACUGAGGAUCUGCAACCUAUAGAUCGCUUUGUUGUGGAAGAGUAUUUGCUGGAUGUGCUUUUGUUCUUGAAUGGCUGUCGAAAGGAAUGUGCUUCCUGCAUGGUUGGGCUACCUGUUCCUUUCCGAUAUGAAUAUCUCAUGGCUGAGACCAUAUUCUCUCAGCUACUCUUGUUGCCUCACCCCCCGUUCAAGCCAAUGUAUUACACAUUGGUUAUUAUUGACCUCUGUAAGGCUCUUCCAGGGGCCUUUCCAGCUGUUGUUGCUGGUGCUGUACGUGCUCUUUUUGAUAAAAUAGCUGAUUUAGAUAUGGAAUACCGAACACGCCUCAUCCUUUGGUUCUCUCACCAUCUAUCAAACUUCCAAUUCAUUUGGCCAUGGGAAGAAUGGGCUUAUGUCUUAGACCUUCCAAAAUGGGCACCACAACGUGUUUUUGUUCAGGAGGUCUUGGAGAGAGAAGUCCGUUUGUCAUAUUGGGACAAAGUUAAGCAGAGCAUUGAGAAUGCCCCUGCUUUAGAGGAGUUGCUUCCUCCAAAGGGUGGACCAAACUUCAAAUACAGUGGCGAAGAUGGAACUGAACAUGCACUUUCUGUGGAACUCAGUGGCAUGGUGAAAGCAAGGCAAACUAUCCGUGAAGUUAUUUCAUGGAUGGAAGAAAAUGUAAUGCCGGCUCAUGGUUUUGAAAUUACGCUCAGUGUGAUUGUUCAGACCCUUCUUGACAUUGGUUCAAAAAGCUUUACUCAUUUGAUCACUGUCUUGGAGCGGUAUGGCCAAGUGAUUGCAAGGAUUUGUACUGAUCAGGACAAGCAAGUGAUGCUGAUAGCUGAAGUGAGCUCUUAUUGGAAGAACAGUGCCCAAAUGACAGCUAUAGCCAUUGAUCGAAUGAUGGGUUAUCGGCUUAUAUCUAAUUUGGCCAUUGUGAGAUGGGUCUUCUCUCCAGCAAACAUUGAGCAGUUUCACACCACUGACCAUCCAUGGGAGAUUCUUAGAAAUGCUGUUAAUAAGACAUACAAUCGUAUUUCUGAUCUAAGAAAAGAGAUUUCAGUCCUCAAGAACAGUGUUGUGUCAGCUGAGGAAGCUGCAACUAAAGCCAAAGCUGAGUUGGAGGGCGCUGAGGCAAAGCUUACGCUUGUAGAUGGUGAGCCUGUUCUGGGUGAAAACCCUGCGAGAUUAAAGCGUUUGAAAGCUAAUGCAGAAAAAACAAAAGAGGCGGAGGUAUCUGUUUGUGAAUCUUUGGAGGCGAAGGAGGCUUUGCUUGCUCGAGCCCUUGAAGAAAAUGAGGCAUUGUUCCUUUCCUUGUUUAAAAACUUCUCAACUGUUAUGAUGGAACGUAUACAUGAUGCAUUUAGAGAUGGAACAUUGCGCCAGUCCCACCAAGCGGAUGAAAUGGCAAUUGACCUUGAAGACUCAUCUGCAAUGGAGUUGGACAAAGAGAAUGGAAAACCUAAGAAAAGCCAUUCAAAUGGAGAACGGGCCAAUGGUUUUAAUGUUGGCGAAAAAGAGCAGUGGUGUUUAUCGACACUGGGUUACGUGAAGGCCUUUUCAAGGCAGUAUGCUUCUGAGAUAUGGCCCCAUAUUGAGAAGCUCGAUGCAGAGGUAUUCACAGAGAAUGUGCACCCUCUUUUCCGCAAGGCUGUCUAUUCUGGGCUGAAUCGACCUUUGAAUGACUUGGGAUCUGGUCAAUAGUUUUGGUGACAUUUUCUUCUUUUGACAUGAGGUGUUUUGAUAGUGGAUGUAAAAUGAGCGGAAAUAAUUGAUAUUGGGAUGGUUUAAGUUUGUACUGAGGGUAGCUAUAUCUGUUAAAUUUGUAGAAUAACUGGGGAUAUUAAAAGUUUGAGCAGCAGGAUGGUGGUAAUUUAGGACUUUAUUUUUUUAAAAAAAUUCACCUAUUUUAAGACACUUUUCAUCCCAAUCCUGAUAUUAAACAAUGCUUUGUGGGUAUCUAUUAGCA
Camellia sinensis is the source of this 2854-nucleotide messenger RNA. The record is from RefSeq and is a predicted model, not a curated record. Lineage: Eukaryota; Viridiplantae; Streptophyta; Magnoliopsida; Ericales; Theaceae.